CAAACCGAGUAAAAUUGGCCACAAAUGUCAGACACACCGAUUGGAUUAGCGUUUGGCUUGUGUUUCUGUAAUUUUCCGCGACAAAUUUUCGAAGCAUAAACUCUUCAAUUUCCCUUCUCAAGCGCCAAAUUACCAAUCAAAUCGACAUAUUGUUCAAGUUUCAAGCAGCAAUUGGUGAUAUUGAUUGCUCACCAUGACGGUGGUGUCGGAGAAAGGUGCCAAAUCAAGUGAUGGCGAAAAGAGUAAGGGGGAACGAAUGCGAACAUUUUUCGAUGUAACACUAGGCGGUUUGCCAGCCGGCCGAAUCGUUUUCGAACUGUAUGCGGAUAUAACUCCCAAAACGGUCGAAAACUUUCGAGCUCUUUGCACCGGUGAGAUCCAGUCAUUGGGCAAAACUACCGGCAAACGUUUGCACUACAAGGGUGUUAUCUUUCAUCGUGUGGUGAAGGAUUUUAUGAUUCAAUCGGGUGACUUUUCAGCUGGUAACGGCACGGGAGGAGAAUCCAUUUAUGGCGGUACUUUCGAAGAUGAAUCAUUCGAACUCAAGCACGACAAACCAUUCUUGUUGUCAAUGGCCAACCGUGGUAAAAAUACCAACGGUUCGCAAUUUUUUAUUUUAACGCAACCUGCUCCACAUUUGGAUAAUGUGCAUGUGGUUUUUGGCCACGUUGUAUCCGGGCAUGACGUUGUUCGUCAGCUGGAACAACUACCAGUUGAUCGCAAUUCGCGACCACUUCAAGAUGCGGUUAUUGGCAACUGUGGCGAAUUAGUUCGCCAAAUCAAAGUGAAGAAAGUUAAACGCCGAAAGAGCGAAGCAAGUGAGAGCGAAUCCAAUUCUACGUCCGAUUCUGAAGCUGAAAAAAAGAAAAAGAAGAAGAACAAAAAGAAGAAGAAGCAGAAGAAGAAAAAGAAGGAUUCCGACAGUAGCAGUGAUAGCAGCAGCGAGGAGGAGCCGGAAGAAGGUGAGAUUGAUGGCGAUGAUGACGAUACAAAGAAGCGUAAAUCACGUGUUGACCCAAAGGAGAUACCAGAAGUCACAAAUAACUUUCUUAUGAGAGCCUACAAAGACAAGGAAGAUGAGAAGGACAAAGACAAAGAUAGCGAUUCGGAGUCAAAGCAUCGUCGAAAGGAUAACAAGGCAAAUCGAACCGAAUCGAAAGGAUUCGGUUGGUCAAAACGUAAAGUACCACUAUCAAGAAGCGGACGAGUUAUCAAAGGUCGUGGUGUGUUUAGAUACAGAACACCGUCAAAGUCUCGAAGCCGAUCGCGCAGCAUCACACCACCGCAUUGGAAACAAGCACAGAAACGAGUCAUCAAAUUCACUGAUUUGGAGCGACUUCAAGAGGAAAAGCGUGUCCGCGAUGCUGAAAUUAAGCGGCGAGAAAAUGAAAGAAAGAUUAGACACGAAAAGUUGGCUCGCGAUGGAAAGAAAUCCUUCUAUGAGCUGGAACAGAGUACAUCACAGGAUGCUACAGCUGGUGAAAAAACUGCAAAUGCUGAUGCCGACGAAAAGAAAGCAGAACCACACGAGGUUGAACCGGCAGCAGCAGAGAAAGAGAAAAGUCCACCGAGAGUUGAGGAUGUUGAGGAUUCAUACACAAAAAAUGAAAAUGAUUUGAACGCUCUGGAUUAUGAAGCUGACAAAGAUGAUAAUCUUGAUGAGUCUGAAACGACGGUCACUGUACAACGAGUCCAGGUGGAGUAUAAAGACAGUGAGAAGCCAUCAAAGUCGAGGAAGCAUAGUGAAGUGGAGGAAAAAUCCAGCAAAAAGGAAUCUGACUCGAAGAAAACGGAGCGAAGGCGUCGAUCAAGAUCAAGGGAGAAGAGAUCGAAAGACAGAGAAGACAGAGAUCGUCGACACUCUUCGAGAGGUCGCAACGACAGACGAGUGCACAACAGACGAAGAGAGCAUUCACCAUACAGAGACAACAGGCGACACGAUGCUCACCGAUUUGGAAAACGGAACCGAUCACGUUCAGCAUCUCAUGAUCGAUCUCGUAAACAGCGACAUCGUAGCAGAUCAACUGAACGCCAUCGCAGACAUCGCUCCCGAUCUCGUCGUUCACGUUCCAAAUCAAGAAAACGGGAUGAAAAACGCCGAUCAAAAUCGGUCGACGACAAAGAAAAAGAAAAAGAAAAAGAAAAAGAAAAGGAAAAGGAAAAGGAAAAGGAAAAGGAAAAGGAAAAAGACAAAGAAAGACCUUCAAAAUGGGACAAAAAGCCCGUCGAUCAGCCAAUUAUUGAUUCCAAUCCGUUCCGUAGAAUCGCUGAACAAAAAUCCACAAACGAAGCGUCGGUAAGCGAUGAAAAAGAGCGCCUCGCGAAAGAGAAGAUGCUGAAGCGGGCCGAAGCUUUGCAACUAUUGAGAGGUCACAUGCAAAAAGAAAUAGAAGAGCAAGCAAGAAGACAGGCUGAAAAAGAACGGCUCAGAGAGGAAGACGAUCGGAAGAAAGAGCGUGCUGAAACUGCACUGGAAAUUGCACGUUUGGAGCAAAUUAAAAAAGAAACAUUGGAAAAACUUAAGGUGCAAGAGCAUCAGCAAAUGUCUGCUGUGAAAAAAGUGCUUGAAGUCAUAACGAAAAAAUCCAAACGGCGUGGCUCAAGCAGCAGCAGCUCGAGCAGCUCAAGCAGCUCUUCAUCCAGCAAUUCUGAUUCCCGUAAAAACAAGAACAAACGUCGCCGACGCAAGAGCUCAUCAUCCGACAGCUCAUCCGAUUGAAAUAGUUUGUCAAACAUCAAAUAAUAUAUAGUUUGAUAUGAGUAUUAAGCCACAUAUGAGUGUCAUCCAUGUGUAUUAGUUUGCAAAACUAACAUUUAUUCAGAAGAAAAAUGUAUUUUGCAUUCCUUUCCCAGGAUUUUUGAAACAAUGACGAUAUAAUAAAUACAGUACCGCUGUAA
Molecule: messenger RNA, 2898 nt
Organism: Sitodiplosis mosellana (orange wheat blossom midge)
Lineage: Eukaryota; Metazoa; Arthropoda; Insecta; Diptera; Cecidomyiidae
Gene: Moca-cyp
Product: peptidyl-prolyl cis-trans isomerase G
Exons: 11
Coding region: 194-2719 (841 amino acids)
Biological process (GO): protein peptidyl-prolyl isomerization
Cellular component (GO): intracellular membrane-bounded organelle
Molecular function (GO): peptidyl-prolyl cis-trans isomerase activity
Source: RefSeq, a predicted model, not a curated record